Molecule: messenger RNA, 6932 nt
Organism: Perca flavescens (yellow perch)
Lineage: Eukaryota; Metazoa; Chordata; Actinopteri; Perciformes; Percidae
Gene: trim71
Product: tripartite motif containing 71, E3 ubiquitin protein ligase
Exons: 7
Coding region: 1046-3553 (835 amino acids)
Biological process (GO): protein polyubiquitination; proteasome-mediated ubiquitin-dependent protein catabolic process
Molecular function (GO): protein binding; zinc ion binding; ubiquitin protein ligase activity
Source: RefSeq, a predicted model, not a curated record
GAGCGGCUCGAGAACGCGCAGCCCGAGCAACGCGCAGACACGGAGCACCCACCUUAUGUUAACGUUAAUGUUAAUUCCCCGAGAGUAAACAACGCCAACAACAACGAAGUAAGGGUCGCAAUUCAAGCUCCGUUGGACCGAGUUUUUCCCAGUUGUAGGGCACCAUUUUCCACGCUGCGCAUUCCUCCGUGCAGGGAGCCAGAGAGGAAGGGAAAACCACCGACGGACAGAACGGGCAACGAGAGCUGGAAGCGGCCUCUUUACGAGGCGGACCGGGGAAUUCACCCACAAAGGCUUGUGAUAGACGUCCUGUCUGUUGUUUUGGGUGUGUCGGAGUCUCCCUGUGUUUGUUUUGAUGACCAAAGGCACAUUAUGAGACCGUUGCUUUGAUGAAUAAUUUACGGUCUCGCGGUCCGAGGCUCGCGUUGCGACUACCAACCCAACGUUGGCUGCGCCCGACGCCGCCUGAAUGGGCCCAGAUGGUGGACUAGAGAGAAAAGGCACCACGGGCCUUAAUUGGGAGCGCAGGAACUAAAACAAAAUUAGAAAUACUUCGAUACUCGUCUGGGUGCUGUUUCGUAGCCCGGUAGUCAUGUUGCAGAGUCGGUGGGGGAGGAGAGACGGAGCCCCCACUACUUCCACGCCAUCCAGUUUCGGGUUUAUUUUAUGAGCCACCAUCGGACACUUUUUCUCGCUCAUUGUAAUCUUGCUGGUCUUAUCUGAACGUGUGACGCGGAUGCUUCACUCACGCCUUACACAAUUGAAUUGAUAUGAUCUUAACAGCCAUAGUGUUUUUCUUUUUGUUACCUCAGAACAAUCUUUGAAGAACUGCCUAGCUCCUUGUUCUGCAUCAGGUCAGAGUUAUACAAUACACAGACAAAUCAGUAAGUCGAUGAGCACCGUUUUCAUUGUUGAACUUACUUUAAUACCUCAUGAAUCUACCUCAAAUACAACUUAAUUUUCUACACAACGGGCCGAUGUGUCCCCAAAUAAAUACCUCAACCUCAUCGCUGCGCGUCUUGUAAACUGAGUCUGUAUUUCGGUAAUGCUGCAGAUGGCUUCGUUCCCAGACACGGACCUGCAGACCUGCCCGCUCUGCAAGGAGCUGUGCGGCUCCUCUGCUCCAAUUUCUUCCAGCUCUUCUACCUCUUCAUCUUCCUCACAUACCUCAUCCUCCUCCAGCCAGACCAACAGGAGGCUCCACGUCCUGCCCUGCCUCCAUGCCUUCUGCAGGCAGUGCCUGGAGGGCCAGCGCAGUCCAGGGGACCCGCUGAAGCUGCGGUGCCCCACCUGUGACCAGAAGGUGUGCAUCUCUGAGGCUGGAGUGGACUCCCUGCCUUCCUCCAACUUCCUCUUCAGCAAUCUGCUGGACGUGGUGGUGAGCUCUGAGGAGCAGAUUCAGAACAAGAAUGGCCACCACAACCACCGGGGAGGCUUAGGUGGAGGCUCCUCUGGCUUCCAUCAUCCUAAUCAUGGAGGCCUGCUGCAUCCUCACCACCUGGGAGAGCCUCAGUGCAGUUCCUGCGACGAGGAGAACCCAGCCACCUCCCACUGCCUUGACUGCCAGGAGUAUCUGUGUGACAACUGUGUGCGGGCACACCAGAGGGUGCGGCUGACCAAGGACCACUUCAUCGAGCGCCUGGGAGAGAACCUCCACCUGGGCCGCAUCAAUGUCAACAACAAGCCGAGCCAGCCAGGGGUAUCGGUGUCUCUCGCCCAGUCCUUGCAGAACAACUUUGCCCUGCUGUCCCUCUUCCAGGACCACAUGAGCUUCUGCCAACACCAUGACAAUGAGGUGUUUCUGUUCUUCUGUGAAUCCUGCUCGGUGCCUAUCUGUAGGGAGUGCAGUGUUGGCCGUCAUAUGGGCCACACCUUUAUUUAUCUACAAGAUGCUGUACAGGACUGCAGGGCCAUCACCAUCCAGCUGCUGGCAGAUGCACAGCAGGGACGUCAGGCUGUGCAGCUAAGCAUGGAGAAGGUCCAGGCCAUGGCAGAGCAGGUGGAGAUCAAAGCCAAGGUGGUGCAGACGGAAGUGAAGGCCCUUGUGCUCAAACACAAGAAAGCGCUGGAGGAGAGGGAGUGUGAACUACUGUGGAAGGUGGAGAAAAUCCGUCAGGUGAAGGCUAAGUCUCUGUACCUGCAGGUGGAGAAACUGCACCAGAGUCUGACCAAGUUGGACAGCACCAUCGCGGCCGUCAGCCAGGUGCUGGAUGAGGGCCGCCACCUUGAUGUGCUGCUGGCCAGAGAGCGAAUGCUUACCCAGAUCCAUGAACUCAAGGCUUUGAGGAGCCUGCUGCAGGCGCAAGAGGAUGACCGCUUCAUGUUCACUCCUCCAGACCAGGCCCUGUACAUAGCUAUCCAGUCAAUGGGCCUUAUCAGCAGUGGAGCCUUUGCCCCAGUCACCAAAGCCCAUGGUGAGGGUCUGAAAAGUGCGCUACGUGGCAAGCCUGCAUCCUUCACUAUGAUUGGAUAUGACCAUGAUGGCGAGCCACGUCUUUCCGGCGGGGACACGGUGUCUGCAAUAGUCAUGUCAGUCCCAGACGGUAACCUGUCUGCAGCGGAGAUAACAGACCACCAGAAUGGCUCCUACACCGUCGGCUACCUGCCUAAAACUGAGGGGGAGCACCUUGUGUCGGUGUUGGUGUGUAACCAGCACAUCCAGGGCAGCCCCUUCAAGGUGAUCGUGAAGUCAGGGAGGAGCUAUGGCUCCCUGGGCUCCCAAGUUUCUUCCUUCGGGUGCGAGGGGGAGGGAGAUGGUCAGCUGUGUCGUCCCUGGGGCAUCAGCGUGGACAAGGAGGGAUACGUGGUGGUGGCCGAUCGCAGCAACAACCGCAUACAGAUAUUCAAGCCUUGCGGUGCCUUCCACCAUAAGUUUGGCUCUCUCGGUUCUCGGCCUGGUCAGUUUGAUCGUCCAGCGGGGGUUGCAUGUGACAGUCAGAGACGAAUCAUUGUGGCUGAUAAAGACAAUCACCGUGUGCAGGUGUUUACUUUUGAAGGCCAGUUCCUGCUGAAGUUUGGGGAAAAGGGUACUAAGAAUGGGCAGUUUAACUAUCCCUGGGAUGUGGCCGUCAACUCUGCGGGUAAGAUCCUGGUCUCAGACACUAGGAACCACCGUGUGCAGCUCUUCGCCCCUGACGGCUCUUUCCUCAACAAGUAUGGCUUUGAAGGGGCCCUGUGGAAACACUUUGACUCUCCCAGAGGAGUGGCCUUUAAUCACGAAGACCACCUGGUGGUAACCGACUUCAACAACCACAGGCUCCUUGUCAUCCGACCGGACUGCCAGUCAGCUCGUUUUCUGGGCUCUGAGGGCACCGGGAACGGGCAGUUUCUGCGGCCCCAGGGCGUCGCUGUGGACCAGGAGAACCGAAUCAUCGUGGCCGACUCCCGCAACCACAGAGUCCAAGUGUUUGAGCCCAAUGGAAACUUCUUAUGCAAAUUUGGCACACAGGGGAGUAGCUUUGGACACAUGGAUCGCCCCUCUGGUGUGGCUGUGACGCCUGACGGAGUCAUUGUGGUGGUUGACUUUGGAAAUAAUCGCAUCCUCAAGUUCUAACAAAGUUUAUCUUUGCAUCCUCUCUCUCUGUUUGCCCUUUUGCAUUUUCUUGAUGAAGGAAAUGGAGGCGAGAGGAUGACUCAACAGACACAACAGGAGGCAAGCUCAGAGAGGACUGAGAGCAUGCUGAAGUGAAGGGAAAUUAAAACUAUAGCUCUUUUUUUUCAGUUACAUUGCUAUAUUCCCAAUGAGAUAUCUGUGGUAUGUAUGACAAAGGGGACCUCUACAAAUUGAUAAUCAGUAGAACAAGCCAUAUUUUCCUUCCUCUGUCUCAGCUGCUCUGAAUUCUCUCUGUGAGCUCUCCUUAAUAUCCAUCUCAGGGAUUUUUUCACUUUUCUUGAAAUCUUGUACCCUCUGCUCCAUACCUACCUCAUUUAGCUCUUUACGAAUGUACUCAUAGUCACUGAGCAGAGGUUUUAGUCCGUGAAGUUUUACAAAGCAGAAAAGCCUACCUCUAUACUUUGUUAUUUAAGAGAAUGGACUAUUCAGUUGAUAUUGGCACAGGAUUAAAUGAAUUCUUGCUGUGCAUUUUGAAAUAUGAGUUAAAGUGAACCUCCUGAAUGUUGUUGCUGAGACAAUACUCAGACCGCUGUAGAGGCUGUGUGAUUUCUCAUUAGACAGCUUUGCUCGGAGAGGAAACUAGGGUACAGUAGUGUCCUUUUUCAUGUUUUUAGGCUAGUUAGUUUUUCGCUUAUGCAUCCACCCAUGUCUCUUUGGGGCUCUGUUAAGUUUGUAGUGUCAUGAAGGCCUCAGCAGAGUGUGUGAAGCGACGCCAAAAUAGAUGGAGUUCAGGUCACGUUAGGACUGAUUUAAAAUUGUCAGUACUUUUCAAGCUCUCUCCCUCUAGCUUUACUGGCUACUGCUAAUUUGAUGAAUCUAUUGACAAAUAUCAAGUUUAGGAAAUCAUCUCCAAAAUGAUCCCUGGAAUAAGUUAUAACUAAGUUGCCCUGUGAGAAAAAUAAUCCGAAGUGUUAGAUCAUGCUUAUCCCCCCCCCCCCCCAAUCUGGUCUCAUAAAACCGGAUGAACUCGUGUUUUUGAUCGAAUAAGAGAACCUGUGGCGUUACUGUCCAGUCAGUUGUGUAAACAACUAAGAUGCAAACACAAGUAUGCAAGGACAGCAGCGUCUCCUCUAAAAGGGAGGACCCACCAAAGGAUUUUGGUGAUGAAUUUUCCGAGAUCUAGAGCAAUUUUAGCGCAGAGAUUUAAUCAUUUAAUUGAAUGACACCUUUUUUGAUGAGGCAUGCUGUGUGACAAAAGCCUCACGGUUAGACACCUAAUAUGGCUGUCCAGAGGACGUUAAUGACAUCAAAUUAAGGCCUAACAUUAUAAUCCUUUGGAUUUAGAUUGUGGUUGAUAGCCACCCCCCUUGGCUCAUGAGGCCUGGGGUUUAGUCCAAUGAGAGGGUGUGAUCACAAAGCCCUCUCCUAUUUAUUGAUCCUCAGAGUGGAGGAGACCUCUCCAGAGCUAGUAGACCAAUUCCUCUAAAGAUGGAGGUCUGUAGACCAACUACUGGAGUCAACCAAAGUUAGAUUUUCUGCACAAUUGCCAACUGUAGAUUUGGCGAUUUUAAAGAUACCUGGAAAAAAAAAAUCCCCCUUUUUAAAAAAAUAAAAUAAUCAUUGUUGUUGGGAAGUCUAAAGUUAAUAAAACCCAUGGAGUUGAGUUCAUAGCACUGUACAUGUUAGGCUUAGAUGACUAAAGAGUGCAUUGGUCACAGUUUGUGUACUUUGUGUACACAUCCUGCUACGACCUGUUGCUGUGUAAGGCAGGUUUUGAAAGAAGAUCCUUUUCGUCUGUCUGAAGAGAUGUUUGUGUAGAGAACAGAAGAUACCCGCACCAAAGAGAACCCCAUCUCAGCCCAUCAAACGAUGCCCAAGAUUUUAUCAUUACUAGACAGCCCAUUGGCUUAAAGUUGCAUCUUAAGAUUAGCUUUAAUUUUGUAUCCCAAUCUAAUUACCAUCGAAACUAAUAGCUACUAACUCUUUGUGUUGAAAGCAUUGUGGGGUUUAGAAUCCCCUUGCCCUUUUUCAAUCUGUGUUACAGCACUAGACAAUUAUGGUUCUGUUAGUCCUUAGCCUAGCAACGAAUCUUGGGACCUAUGAAAAGAUUCACCGACUGGCUCUCGCCUCUGAGGAGAGGGCCCGUCUGCACAUGAUCAGGAUAGACAUCGUCAUAUCUCAGAUAUCCUGCACUGUUUUACCUCCUUUCUUGUUUACCUCAACUCCUGAAUACCUCAAGUCACUCAUAACUACUGUGCAUUUAAACAUUCAAAUACCUCAACUUGUUACACAUUCUGAAUACUUAAUUUUUACUCUUUUUAUUUAAGCAUACCUCAUUAGAUAUUUAUGCAUUACAAAUAUACCUCAUUCUUUGCAUCCUCCUGUUGCAGUACAGUAAUUGUCCCUCAGCUCUAGGACCAAAGAUCAUGGUACUGUCUUGAGUUGAACUAAAAUGUGUAUUAUGGUUAUCGCUCCAUCUUGCAUCCCUGAGCAGCUUUUGGUUUGUUGAAUCUACUGUAAAAUGCCUGGUAAAACGGCAUUGUAUCAUCGAGAAACCAAAUAUUUUCAGAUGAAAGCAUUGUGCCAAAAUGAUCGGUCAGAGUUCUGUGCCAAAUGGGGUUGGCAUUGGGACCACGCUGUUGUAGACGACAAAUGUCACUGGACCAUUAUAUCAUAGAUACAAAAUGUUAAGCCAGAGCACCCGAGGAUAUAUUCUCUCUCUCUGAUUGGAUGCACUUAAGAGGGCUGGGCCCAACUUAUCUUUACCUCAUAAUGAUGAUAAACAUGCAACGGGUAGGGAAUGAGGGUGAGGGUGAGGGAAUGAGGAUGUGGCCUCUUUUAAAGAGUUAAGAACUUCACAAAUCCGCCUUUUAACGCCCAAGAAUUACCUCCUAAUUUCUGCACAAUUUAACAAUAUUUUCAUGUGGAUUUUACGGAGGUUGACGUCGGAGUCUAAACUCAACCAUUCUGUGGCAGAACAAACUCAUCCGAGGAUUAUGCCUAAUGCCUGUCAACAGCCUGGUUGAUUGUGUGAGUGGAGCGAUUGGCACAUUGAUUGAGCGAGCCAGUUUGAUUCCACAGACCCAGCUGCUUUGAACUCAACACCUGGUUACACCUUCUUUAUUUUCUUUUUUUUUGCUUUUCAGUAUUACUUGUAAAAUGUUCAUUCAUUCAUGUUCAUCUGUUUUUUGUUUUAAUUUAAACUGCAGAAUUAUAUCUUUAUGAUCCUUAGGUCUUCACUCUUAAAGAGGAAACGUGUAUUUUAAACAUUUUUUUUAAAUUUGUUUUUCAUUUUGUUGCAUGCUUUAAGAAGUCCUUGUAUUAUAUUGACGUCUCUCAGAUAGGUGUUGAAAAACUCAGAUGGGGUGGGUAGCUGACU